Molecule: messenger RNA, 2769 nt
Organism: Suillus subalutaceus
Lineage: Eukaryota; Fungi; Basidiomycota; Agaricomycetes; Boletales; Suillaceae
Exons: 6
Coding region: 1-2769 (922 amino acids)
Source: RefSeq, a predicted model, not a curated record
AUGUCUGUGACUCGAAAACCCACAGUCGAAGAUCAUGCUCCUGACAAUGAAAAGGGAUCAACGUCCCUCGGAGCUUCGUCUUGGCCAGAGAACCCAUGGGCAGACGUCGAGCAAAUCACCACACGGCCAAAACGGGGCCCUACAUUCGUCGACUAUUGCAGCAAGCCGGGCCAAUUCUGGCCAGACGGACAAGAGCCUCCCUUCAAAGGUCAGAAAGCCGCGAAGCGUAUCUUCGUCACCAAAGGCAAAACGCAACCGCGCAAAGAGAUCACCAAAAAUUACGAAGAAAUCAAAGAGCUGAAGAACUAUGUGCCGUCUGACAUAUUUCACCCACGAACGGGAGAUAUCGAACUCUACUACGACUACUCCGACUACGACGGUACCGACGAGGAGGAUCUAUUUGACAUCGACGAGGAUGACGCUAUACCUCCCCCCGCAGUCGCUCCCGUUCCUCCUCCUACCGUUGUCCCCACUCCUCCGCGUGUUACUGUCCAUGUACCGGUUGGAAAAUGGGUCGAUGCAGGAGACAGAGCAUUAGAUCCAGAAGACCUCGAUCUUCUAUCGGAGAUUAUGGACAUCCCGAAAGAGGUAUCCAGCAUGCUGCUGCCAUCAUCCGACGCCGUCAAUGUACGGCAGAUACUAAAAUUCACGCUGCCCGACGUCGACGAUGGGUCCUUCGCACAGGCCGGAGCAUCAUGCUUUGACAGUGCACGUCCGAACGAGAACCUGGACCUCCCACCAUUUAUACCCCCAAAGCCGUGGGUUUAUAGCCUUCGAGAGUCUCUCGACGAUGCCAUUCGCGAAGGAAAGAGGUCGAUCGUCCACCCCCAACUCAAAGAUCAACCGUUGCCUCUUUGGAUGUUGAGUCUUUGGGAGAAGCUACACGCGGUGCGCGAUGCCAAAAUGUUGUGGCAAAAUGCAAAUAGGUGGUUGUCGCAAAAAAUGUACGACUGCGAUAUGAAUCCUCUAUCUGCCCGCCAAGAGAUGUAUCGUCUACCAUACCACAAGAAGUUGGCUGGGCAAGCCUCAACUAGCCUAAGAAGUACAUCACAGCUUGCACGAUUCUUGUCGGACGACGCUUGGUUGUCGGAUUCUCUCGUGGACAUGAUGAUACACUCCACUAUCCGACGAUUAGUCCCCAACCAGUCCAACCUCGUUAUCACUGACACCGAGCUCGCGGAUGCGAUCUGCAUGGCUAAACCGAACUUUGAUUCGUUGCCCAAUGCAUUCAAGACGUUAGAGCAGACGCUCGCCGAAGGGAAGAUUCUCUUUUUCCCAGUGUGCAUCCCCGGAAUGUCCCACUUUGUUGCGUUUCGCAUUGAUUUUAAACGUAAAACCUUGCGCUAUGGAGACUCUUUGAAUCUCCGAGGGGGACUCGGGAGCUUCAUUCAGAAGUUACAGCGGUGGCUCACCGUGCGUUUUCAUGGGCCAUUCGAAGACCAAGGAAAUACCCUCGCACACGGCAUUCAGCAAGAUUCAAUUUCUUGCGGACUGUUUUGCGUUAAUACCAUUGCUCAUAACGUCUUUGGCGAUCCCCUCGGCGUCCCUGACCCUGCGCGUGCACGAGCGAAAUGGUUUCAGCGGAUCGCUUUCGAGUAUAUUACCGCGGUGCCACAAGAAGAAAUUCCUACCGUUUCUACGUCUGAUACGGUAGCAGGUCCCCCUCCUCCUCCUUCGACGUCACCAGGCGGGCUGCCGCAGUGUCAAACUGAAACGGAGCAGCAAAAGAAGGAAAAGAGGAAGCAGCUGAUACCAAUAUUUAAGGAGAAAGCUGAUGCACGAGCAGCAGAUGUUGCGCGGGCCAAGAAAGAGAUGGAGAUGGAGGAGCAGAAGGAGAUCGAAAGGCAGAUGGAAGUCGAGAGGCAGAAGCAGCUCGAGAUCGAGAGGCAGAUGGAAGUCGAGAUCGAAAGGCAGCAGGAAUCCGACAGGCAGAGGGAGCUUGAGAUCAAGAGGCAGCAGGACCUUGAGAUCGAAAGGCAGAAGGAAGCCGACAGGCAGAGGGAACUUGAACGUGAACGCCUCGAACGGGUACAGAAGGCGGAUUCGGGUGGUCGAGUUAUCGCGGAGGACGGCAUGGACGUCGACAUCGAGCCAGGCGAAGUGACCUCUGGGUCACACGCACCAUCUCCAACCAAGGGCAAGACGGACACAGUCAAUCGCCGAGAUCGUUCUCCUCGUCGCCCACAUGCGCCCUUCGUUCCAAACCGUUCACGUCGUUCAUUGUCUCCUCCUCCACGUGGAUCGCCAUACCAUGCAUCUCGCCGAGAACUGUCUCCCCCCCGUCGACCAUCGUCAUAUAGAGAUUACGCUCCGUCUCAGUCUGACCGUCGCGCGCCUCCUCGUCGUUACCGAUCACCUCCCCAAGAACAUUCGACUCGCCGCGGUAGAUCCCCCUCGCCGGGUAGAGCUCGGGGAAGUCACAGACAGUCCAACCGUCAACACAGUCCUGUCCGGAGAAGUUAUCGCACGCCUUUGCCUCAUCGCGGGCCACAACCAAACCGGCGCCCUCUUGAUUCAUGUCACCCUUCGUAUCCCACACGAGCACCUUCCACCAACGUACCUGCUGCACCGUCAUCAAUUCCUGGCACUUUGUCUCUCCCAAUGGGAUAUCUACAGUUCUUGCCCUCUUCUACUGUAACAAGCGUCGCAGGGUUGAACAUGAUGGGCUGCCGUCCUGCCAAUAACACAGUAACCCGCUUCAUCUUAGAUCGAACGAACUGCCUCGCACAGUACGACGACCUCAAUCCGCUUUCCCCCGUCGUUGCGUAG